AUGGCCGGAGCGCGAGGUUGUUUUAAUUGUGGUGGACACGGUCACCAGGCAGCCAAUUGCCCCAAGGCCGGAACGCCUACCUGCUACAACUGCGGACUUGAAGGUCAUGUUUCGCGCGAUUGCACCAUGGAGGCGAAGGCCAAGUCCUGCUACAAGUGCGGGCAAGAAGGCCAUAUUUCGCGGGAUUGCCCCGAGAACGCUAACGCUACCUCGAACUCCGGCUUCGGCGGAGGCUACAGCGGAUCGUCCGGUACCGAAUGCUACCGUUGUGGCAAGGUCGGACACAUCGCCCGCGCAUGCCCGGACGCUCAGGGUGCUGGUGGUGGGUACAGCCAAGGCCAGGGCAACUACGGCAGUUUCGGCGGUGGUCAGCAGAGAGCCUGCUACACCUGCGGUGGCGUAGGCCAUUUGUCCCGAGACUGCGUGCAAGGAUCAAAAUGCUACAACUGCUCCGGAUUCGGGCACAUAAGCAAGGACUGCCCGCAGCCCCAGCGUCGGGCUUGCUACACCUGUGGCUCCGAGGGGCAUAUCUCGCGUGACUGCCCUAACGCGCCCGCGGCGGCUGCCGACGCCUGA
Molecule: messenger RNA, 576 nt
Organism: Sparassis crispa
Lineage: Eukaryota; Fungi; Basidiomycota; Agaricomycetes; Polyporales; Sparassidaceae
Product: Cellular nucleic acid-binding protein
Exons: 8
Coding region: 1-576 (191 amino acids)
Biological process (GO): positive regulation of cytoplasmic translation
Cellular component (GO): cytoplasm
Molecular function (GO): mRNA binding; zinc ion binding; single-stranded RNA binding
Source: RefSeq, a predicted model, not a curated record